UUUUCUUUUACACGGGAGGGAAUUGCAAUUUAUUGACUAGAAUUUUGCAGAUUUUUAUUAGAUCCAGAUUUGCGCACGCCCACCCACACAAACACAAUGAUGAAGCAACACCCAACGAGCAAGAGGAAAAAAUCAUCAGAGCUGCAGUUGCCCUGCGGCUGGCGCGAUUGUAAAGUGGUUUGCGAUGGCGAAUGGCUGCUCAAUGGCCACAUUGCCGAGCAUCUGGAGAAGCACCAGCAGCAAGAGUCACAGGGCAAGAGUCCGGACAAAUGUGUAUGCGUAUGGAACGAUUGCGAUUUUCAAACAGAUUGCCGCGAAGAAUUCGAACGGCACAGUUACUAUCAUGGCUAUUACAUUAAUCUGCUGCUCCAGGGCAAGCACGAGUGCGAGCUCCAUCCCGAGAUACCUUCCUGCUAUGCACUGCCACGCAAAGGCAACAAGCUGCCCGAGCUGAAACAGAAUUUCCAUUGCGGCUGGAGUGACUGCCAGCGCUCGUUCAUUUCCAUAGUCGAGUUCCAGGAUCACAUUGUGCAGCACGCCUCCUUUGAAUAUGAGAUACAAAAGUCGCCAGACGACGAGCGGCCCAAGACCCAGUGCAACUGGACGCUGUGCAACAAGCAGCUGGAGAACAAGUAUCGCCUCAUCGAGCACAUCAGCACGCACUCCAACAAAAAGCAUGUUGCCUGCUAUCAUUGCGGCGAGCUGUUCAGGACGAAGACAACGCUGUUCGAUCAUCUCCGCCGGCAGCCGGACAACAACACACACAAAUUUCAAUGUGCGCAGUGCUUUAAAUUCUUUGCCACGGAAAAGCUGCUGCGCGGUCAUGUUGUGCGGCACGUGAACUGCUACAAGUGCACCAUGUGCGACAUGACCUGCAGCUCGGCCAGCUCGCUGACCACGCACGUACGCUAUCGCCACCUGAAGGACAAGCCGUACAAGUGCACGGAAUGCGACACACGCUGUGUUCGCGAAUCGGAUCUGGCCAAGCACGUACAGAUUGUCCACUCCAAGAUGGUGCAUCAGUGCGAUCAACCCGGCUGUCAGUACUCCGUGCGCACCUACACGCAGAUGAGACGACACUUUCUGGAGGUGCACGGCAAUAAUCCGAUAUUCUAUGCCUGCCAUUGCUGUGAGCGCUACUUUAAGACGGGCAAAUCCCUGUCCGUUCAUCUGAUUAAGAAGCACGGCUUUCGUCUGCCGUCGGGCCACAAACGCUUCUCGUAUCGCGUGGAUGAGAACGGUUUCUAUCGGUUAGAGAUGACGCGCAUUGAGAGCCUGGAGGUUACACAGCAGAUCUUAGCGCCACAUAUCAAAGAGGAGCCGAACCUGGCCGGCAGCUGUUAUGAGAUAGUGAAUCCAAUUGGUGUUGACUACGAACGCAUUAUCGUUUCCAACGAUGCCAACGAGGCGCAGCUGGUGGGCGAGGUGACCAUCUCGUUGCCCAGCCUAAACGACGAAGACUUCUGAAUGCAGAAAUCGAAAUUCAAUCAAAAUCAAAAUGGAAAUACAGUAAGCACUCGUUGACACAAACGGCUGUGUUCACGGUAUGGUGCUCCUGUUUCUCCAGCCCCCUGUUCCUGAUUCACUUCCACAAAAAUGCACCGCCGAGUACUCAUAGUUUGUAAGCAUCAUCUAACCUUAACAAGAUUUGUUCGAGACUGCGAACUCCAGCUGCGGCCAGACACACACAUACACAUGCAUGUGCACGUUUAGCGAAUGCCCACUGUAGUCCAAGGUCUCCUAUACGUAUAGCAUAAUCGCAUUUAGAAAGAACUAUGUAUCACAUUUAAUUUAGUUAUAAGUACAAAGUUAAGAGUUCGACAAGCAUAUUUAAUAAACCAAACCAUGGAAAUCACUAAAACUAUCAAAUCUUUUGAUUGCUCGCAAUGUGUUCUACUUCUAUCAAGUAAAUCCUAAUACAUACAUAUGUAUAUGUACAUAGGUAUUUCUAUAGUUUUCAAUUAGUUCUAGGCAUUCCCUUCCAAGAGGUAUUCCAAUAACUCGUCGUUGUUUAAUUUCGUGUCUAACCAAGCUAAGCGGAAAAUCAGGCAAGCUGUGGAAACCACAGUUAAGAAUAUUUCCAGUGGCAUUCCAUCGUACAUACACAAUCAUAUCAAAGCCGGUCGUUCUUUGCAAUCUAUAGCAAUAUUGGAAAUUACCGUUUAGAAUCUUCCAUAUUGGUCCACUUAUUGACAAAGGUGGCAUCGCCAAGUCAAUAAAAAUAAUGAAAAAAAAGAACAGUUAAGCUUUUGCUUAAAGUGAGGUUAUGGAACCACUAACAAAUGUUCAACUGUCAUUUUGGUUCGUUUAGUUCACUUAAAAAAAAUAAACACUCAUGCGUAAUUAUUGUAAUUUGUUUUUUAAUUCUGGCUUCAUCGACUGUUCAGUUUUCUUCUUUACACGUUUUAGCAAAUGCUGUUAACACUGCACAACAUUUAUAUAAAAAAAA
Molecule: messenger RNA, 2449 nt
Organism: Drosophila arizonae
Lineage: Eukaryota; Metazoa; Arthropoda; Insecta; Diptera; Drosophilidae
Gene: Hinfp
Product: Histone H4 transcription factor
Biological process (GO): anatomical structure development; regulation of transcription by RNA polymerase II
Molecular function (GO): RNA polymerase II cis-regulatory region sequence-specific DNA binding; DNA-binding transcription factor activity, RNA polymerase II-specific
Source: RefSeq, a predicted model, not a curated record